AUGUCAGAAGAUAUUGCCCCCUUCACGCUUGCCAUCCCAGACUCUGCGCUGGAGCAGCUAAAGAACAAGCUCUCCAACGCCACAUUUCCAUCUGAAUCCGACUUCUCCGAUGACCGAGACUAUGGCGUGUCCUUGAGUGAUGUGAAGCGUUUAACUGAAUACUGGAAAGACGGCUUCGACUGGCAAGCUUACGAAGCGAAAUUGAACCAAAUCCCGCAAUUCACGACAAACAUUUCUGUGGACGGAUAUGAGGAGCUCAACAUACAUUUCAUACAUCAAAAAAGCAGCCGACCGAAUAGCAUUCCAUUGCUCUUUGUUCAUGGAUGGCCUGGCAGCAUCGUAGAAGUGACGAAAAUUAUACAAUCACUCUCGGAACCCAAGGGUGACGAUGUACCGUCAUUCCAUGUUGUAGCACCUUCUCUACCAAAUUUCGGAUUCUCCGACAAGGUCACAAAAAAGGCUUUUGGUCUUAAACAAUACGCAGAAACGAUGCACAAAGUCAUGCUGAAGCUGGGAUAUGACAAGUACGUAACGCAAGGCGGCGACUGGGGUUACAUGGUCACCCGUGCCAUAUCCCUUCAUUAUCCGGAUCAUUGCCUUGCAGUCCAUGUCAACGUUAUGCCUGUUAGGCCAACGCCCUGGCGAUCCUUUUGGCUUGCUGCUAAAUAUUAUCUGGGCCUACUAUCCGAAGACGAACAGAAGGGUCUAUUCCGCUCAUUCUGGUAUCUCAAACAUAAUUCUCCAGUCGCGCUACUAGCAUGGGUAUAUGAGAAACUGCAAGAAUGGACCGACGAGUACCCUUGGACCGAUCAAGAAAUUUUGGAAUGGAUAUCCAUAUACUACUUCUCUCGCGCGGGCCCUGCGUCCAGCGUGACGAUCUAUUACGAGCUAAUUGGAAAGCAGAGGGAUGAACUGACCAAGAUAGCGGAGUAUAUCCCCAAUGUUCCUCUUGGCAUUUCGCUCUUUCCGAAGGAUGUCAUUGUGCCUCCGAAAUCAUGGGGUGGAUAUCUUGGCCCGGUAGUCUUUCAUGCAACUCAUAAGAAAGGCGGGCAUUUCGCUGCGUACGAGUGUCCCGAUGAACUUGUUAGCGACUUGAGGGAGAUGUUUGGUAGACAAGGCGGUGCUGCUAGAGUCGCCCGUAUUUUUGAGUCUACUUGA
Trichoderma breve is the source of this 1158-nucleotide messenger RNA. Its product is annotated as alpha/beta hydrolase fold domain-containing protein. The coding region runs from base 1 to 1158 and encodes 385 amino acids. Gene Ontology annotation, biological process: epoxide metabolic process. Lineage: Eukaryota; Fungi; Ascomycota; Sordariomycetes; Hypocreales; Hypocreaceae. The transcript has 4 exons. The record is from RefSeq and is a predicted model, not a curated record. Gene Ontology annotation, molecular function: epoxide hydrolase activity.